Messenger RNA from Thermothelomyces thermophilus ATCC 42464, 452 nucleotides. RefSeq lists its product as uncharacterized. Bases 124 to 357 code for a protein of 77 amino acids. The record is from RefSeq and is a predicted model, not a curated record. NCBI's taxonomy places the organism in Eukaryota, Fungi, Ascomycota, Sordariomycetes, Sordariales, Chaetomiaceae. The transcript is spliced from 2 exons.
CCCGGUUGUCUCUCAGGCCACCUCAACAUCCCAUUUAUUAUCCCGGUUCCAGACUUACCAACCCCGGUCUCUGGGGCAGCCCUUUCUCCGGAGCGGCGCGCUUAGAGCUGAUGAUACCCUGCGAUGCAUACUGGCCGGUUAAAGUCGGAGGACGUAAUACAGCCUGACUUAUACUUCUCCCCACCUGCUAGCAAUUUGGCUGUUGGCGCUGGGCCUAUCUGGGAAUCGGUAUCCCUCAACAUUGUUCGAGUGAGGGUUGUGCGCAGCCCAAAGCUUGUUCCUAGCAGUAUCCAAUGGUAUGUAGAGGGGCACCAACAGGAGGCAUCGGGCUCUGGCAUUGGCCAAUUCACCUGGUGAGGUUGCAUAACAUAAGUGGUUAGUUAGAGGAAGCUCCUACGUCUUCCAAUGUCCGUCAACCAAGUGUGGGUGAGGUGGAACGUUUGCCACCCUAU